AUGACUUUGUCUCAAGCUCUUAAGGAGAUAAAAAAAAGAGGAAGGAGUGUUCCGAUUGAUGGCGUUUACUCAAUAUUAGGUUUGUUGCCUUAUGGCGAACAUGUGAAAGUUGACUACAACUUAGCUCCCGAACAAGCUUUGUAUGAUGUGAUGAAAAUAGCAUUCGGACACAGAAGUAAAAUAGAGAUGUCAAAUUAUACGUUGACCGAAUUUCCAAGAAAAGAAACUGUUAGAGAAAUUUUGCCCGAUGGAAGGCUAGUUAUUGAAUAUAGAGAAGAAAAUGGCUAUGGAGGAAUAGAUAUUAGUCUCAAUGAUGUAUGUGAUUAUUUUGAGGAAGGAAAAGGUCUUGUAUUGUUUUCUUCGCAAAGUUAUAUCAUAUGUGAAGUAGGUUCUAGUAUUCAAAAACUAGAAGGGGGAUUUGAAACAGAAGCAGGUCUUUACAAAAAGGAUGUAAAAGUAAAAACUGAGAUAGUUAAAGCAGAUUACGAAAGAAUUCAGAAAACUUUGGAAUUGGUUAAGGAAAAUAGAUAUUUAGUAGUACCAAGUUUAGUAGAAUUAGGAAAUGAUAAAUUACAAGGAGGAGAUUAUAAACAAGUAGUGAUCGGAGCAAAAAAUUAUCAGGUGGAAUCACAAUACCAAGCCCGAAUUGAGAUUAUAAAGUAA
Molecule: messenger RNA, 663 nt
Organism: Ambispora leptoticha
Lineage: Eukaryota; Fungi; Glomeromycota; Glomeromycetes; Archaeosporales; Ambisporaceae
Source: the annotation of a GenBank genome assembly